This is a messenger RNA of Anguilla rostrata (American eel), 2718 nucleotides long. RefSeq names its product cytosolic arginine sensor for mTORC1 subunit 1 (gene castor1). Gene Ontology annotation, molecular function: arginine binding. The transcript is spliced from 9 exons. NCBI's taxonomy places the organism in Eukaryota, Metazoa, Chordata, Actinopteri, Anguilliformes, Anguillidae. Gene Ontology annotation, biological process: negative regulation of TORC1 signaling. The record is from RefSeq and is a predicted model, not a curated record. The coding region runs from base 253 to 1248 and encodes 331 amino acids.
UUUGAAUAUCGUGGUGGAGUCAAGUUGCGUUGCAUGUUUUUUUAUUCAUCCGUGACUGAUGUAAGAUAUUCAUGCUGGUAAGCCCACUGGUGUGUGGUUGUAUCUGGCUAGCGCUUGGGAAUGCGAAAAAACAUAGACACUUCGUUUAAAUCGUUGUUGUCCGGGGGAUAUUUUGCAAAAGUCCCCUUAAAGGAGAGGCGGUAAGGUGUUUUUCCUUUCAUACCGUUGUUUACAACAACUGGCAAAGCGGAGAUGGACCUGCACAUUUUAGAUCACAGGCUCAAAGUAACUAGUAUCUGUAAGGACGGGCUGGUGAAUUUCACCCAUCCACUGAUCAAACUAAUAUUUCUCCGGAACAGGACGAGAUGCAAGUUCUUCAGUCUAACUGAGACGCCAGAGAAUUACACAGUGGUGCUGGAUGAGGAAGGAUUCAAAGAGCUCCCCGCCUCCGAGUACCUGCAGGUGGAAGGUUCCACCUGGCUCCCGCUCAACGUGGCCUCCAACGGUCACGCCUCCAGCAGCUCCCAGGCCGUGGGCGUCACCAAGAUCGCCAAGUCCGUCAUCGCGCCGCUGGCCGAGCAGCACGUGUCCGUCUUCAUGCUCUCCACCUAUCAGACGGACUUCAUCCUGGUGCGGGAGAAGGACCUGGCGGUGGUGGUGCACACCCUGGAGGAGGAGUUCAACAUCUACAGGGAGGUGGGCGGAGAAUCGGUGCCCGUCCACAGCCAAGAUGUGCGCAACGGCCUCCAGAAGAAUGGAAAAGAAGCCACCAAGCCCACCGUGCACCCCGUGCUGAGCCCACAGAACCAGUUCUGUGUCAUGAGCUUGGACCCGGACACCCUGCCGGCCAUCGCCACCACCCUGAUCGAUGUGCUCUUCUACUCCAGCAGUCCAAAAGAGGGCACUCAGGCCAACCAGGACCUGGACUGCAUAAAGUUCUUCUCUUUCUCCCUGAUCGAUGGCUACGUCUCCAUCGUCAUGGAUACUGAAGCUCAGCGCCAGUUUCCUGCAGACCUGCUGUUCACCAGCUCGUCUGGGGAGCUCUGGAGAAUGGUGCGCAUUGGGGGACAGCCGCUCGGCUUUGACGAAUGUGGCAUCGUGGCCCAGAUCUCCCAGCCCCUAGCCGACAGCGACAUCUCGGCCUACUACAUAAGCACUUUCAGCUUCGACCACGCCCUGGUUCCAGAAGAGGACAUCAUCAGCGUGAUUGAGAUGCUACAUCAGCAGAGGAAGGAGCCAGCAUGUUGACUGCUGCUGUUGAGCCUCCACCCCCCCCCCCCCUCCACCCACCCUUUGGAGCAGAGAGUGUCAGAUGGAGCAGUAGACACAACUUCUGUGCCUAGAACUAGCACUGCAGAAAAAGCAGUAUUAUCUUUUUUUCGCCAGUUGCCAUGACCACCCAAGCGCUUCCAUGGAAGGUGUUAACCUGAAGAGCCUUUGUUUUUGUAAAACCCCCCCCACCCCUCCGCCCCCCCCCCAGCGUUUAGUCGGUGGUCGUGCUGAACUCAGUAGCACUGAACUUCUGUCCUUUUUCCAAGUCUUAACUACAGUUCCCAGUGCUACGUCAUUUCACGCCCGAGUCUUCCUGCCUGGCCGCUGCAGAGCUCGCGGUGACGUUGAAAACCCAGGAGAGCCUUGGGUCGACCGCGAAGACGCUCUGCGCCUCCAGAUGCGAGACUCGCUCAAAACGUGUGAACCGUGCCCUGUUUCACUCUGCUGUCCAGAGUCUUGGGCACCCCUGAACCUUUCACAAGUGCACAGUCACGGAAAGAUAGAUAAAUAUCAUAAAUAUAAAAUAUACAAAGUUAAGAGAAAUAGAAAUAAAUAAAAAAAAAAAAAAGAUUUUCAUGACCCAUUUCACGGUCCCUCAUUCCCAACAGGGACUUCUACGAGGGUUAGAAAUUAGCUGUAGUUUGUUCUUGAGGUGCAUUUAUUUUCAUUUUUUUUCAACUUCAGUUUCCGUAGAAGUAGCAGUGGUUCGUAUGCAACCUAAUCAGUUCCAAAUUGUUGUUUGUUUACAUGCAUCUGGAAGAAAAUGGCUGUUUGCCAGAGGUGCAAUGACAUUUGUCAGGUUAAAGAACUUCUCAUUUGAUGCUCCAUAUAUUUUCAUAAGGUUGAAAAUACGCAAGGAUAUUGCCUCCUUUUAUUUAGUCUCCCUCAUAUUUACUAUUUUCACAUACUGUGUGAAGCCAUGUAGACUUUCAGUUUUAUUUAUUUUUUAUUUUUUUUAUUUUUUGGUAAUACAAGUUAUGAUAAAAGUAAAUGUCCCUUUUAUGUGCCAGUACCUGGCACUCGUUAAUUUAAACCAUACAUACGUGUCACACGGAAAUGAGAUUUUAUUUCUCUGGAAACCAGAGCAAUCGUCGGAAUAUUUUUUUCCAAGUUAAUCCCAUUGUACCAGUUUAUAUCACUCCUGGGUUGCUGCUGAUGCCAGUUUACUGAUGGGGCUGUUUUCUGCCUUUACCUGAAACUUCAAGACUACAUAGUUUUUUUUGUUGGUUUUUGUGCCUGUGAACUGGGGUAAGAAGAGUAGUUUUUUUUUUUUUUUAAAACCAAUUUCUUGUAGGCUAGAUGAAAAGUUACUAACUGAAUUAGUCAGCAGUUCUUCUGAAACCAGAUAAUCUCUUUUUGGUACAACUACAUUUUGUACAAUAACAUAGUAUUAUGUCAAAUAUUUGUAAGGUGCUGCUUUAUUCAAUAAAAAAAUAUAUAUCACAA